Knipowitschia caucasica is the source of this 2127-nucleotide messenger RNA. NCBI's taxonomy places the organism in Eukaryota, Metazoa, Chordata, Actinopteri, Gobiiformes, Gobiidae. The record is from the annotation of a GenBank genome assembly.
AUGCGGAUCCAGAUCCAAGUCCCAUCCAAAGGAGACUCGUCGGUGCAGGUCUCCAGGCCGCAGGUCCUGACGCUGCAGUCCAUGAUGGGGCAGCAGUCUGGACCCCUGUUCCUGCAGCAGGGGCCCAUGGAGCCGCUGCAGCUGCUGGUUCCUGUGGUGUCGCCCAAAACGGUGUCCUCUCCCAUCAGAGUCCAGGUUCAGUCCUCCCCCAGACCCACCAUCAAGGUCCAGAGUCCAGCUCGGACCACCGUCACCACAGUCACCCCUCCGAGGCCCUUGACCAGUCCCUUCGUGGCCAAGACUGUUACAAGCUCCUCCCCUCUCGUGACCAAGACUCUCACAAGCUCCACCCCCAUCGUGACCAAGACUCUCACAAGCUCCGCCCCCAUGGUGACAAAGGUUCUAUCAGGCGCGGCCCCUGUGGUGAGGAUCCAGAUGCCUGUAAAGACCACUACAGCUCUGAGCUCGCCUCAAAACAAAACCAUCACAGUCGUGAACUCUGCUCCCAAACAGAACUCUGCUCCUGCACAGACCCCUCAAAGCGGCCCCAAACCAGACCCUAAAGAAGAACCUAGUCCAGACCGGAGCCCCACUGCAGAAAACAAAGAACCCAAAGCCAAAAAACAGAAGAAAAAAGAAAAGAAAGCCUUAAAAAUCCAGACCCGGUCCGGGCGAGUCUCCAGACCUCCCAAGUACAAGGCAAAGGAUUAUAAGUUCAUAAAGACAGAGGACCUGGCCGAGUCGCACCCGUCAGACUCUGACGAUUACUCGGACAUGAGUGACGAGGAGGAAGGCCGAGCUGGAGCCCCGCACACUUCUGGACCGACCGCCACAGGCCCCGCCCCCUCAGAGGACUCAGACUCAGUGAUCUGGUACAGCCUCAAGUCCAGGUCUUUCCCGUGCCAGACAUGUGACAAGGCCUACAUUGGCGUGGGAGGCCUUAACCGCCACUACAGACUGAACCCGACUCAUGGAGAGCCAAUAACGCCAGAGGAAGCUGCAGAGAAGGCCCCGCCCACAGGAGACAAUGGCCAAUCAGCAACGUCCAAGGCCUCAGGGGACCACAGUCAGUCACAGCCAAAAAAAGCUCCAUCGCCGGGAGACAUGGACAGUGAAGAAGAGGAGGAUGAGGAUGAAGACGAGGAUGAAGAUGAUGAGGAUGUCCAGCUGCGUGUGCACAGAGGCCCAGGACGUCCAAGGGGGAGGGGGAGGGGUCGUGGACGAGGUCGGGGACGUGGGCGGGGCCGAGGAUUCUCCGUCACGAAGGUGCCAGGCAUAGGGCGAGGCCGUAGGGGGCGCCCUCCUAAAAUACGAUACACUGCAGAAGAAGAAGCUGAGAGAAGGAAAGACCGACUUCAAGAGAUGGUGGACCAGUGUGAAGACGAAGACCUCAUGGACAUCGUUUUGCCACGUCUCUCCAAAGAGAUGAGUCUGUGGGAGUUACUGCUGGCAAAGGUGGACCGUGGCGUCCCCAUGCGACCGCUCUUCCCGGACAUUUACCGUGAGUUCGAGGCUCUGACGACGCAGGUGCGACAGGCGGCACAGGAGUACAUCACCUCCCCCUCCACUCCCCCAUCACCCCCCAGCGGACCCCUGGAGGUGCGCAACAUCGAGGUGGCUCGGUGUCUGGGAAUCUUGGACGAGGUGAACCGUCUGAAGGUCCAGGCCUCCACCUCUUCCACCAAGAACGUCCGCUACAUGGAGAACUCAAAGAUGCUUCCUCCGUCAAAGCGUUUUAAGAUGGAGAACAGUGUGGCGGUGCAUCAGAACGGCCUGGAGUCCAAAACGGAUCUUGUGAGUGUGAAGUCGGUUCCGCUAAGUCCUGUUCUCUCGGAGCCCCGUGCUGCAGCCGCAGAGUCGGAAGCAGAGCCUAGUGCGAUGGAAGUGGACGUCCUCUUGUCCAAUCAGGAGGCAGAUCCCAGUGACAUCACCGCGCAGAUGAACGAACUGGAGGAAGCUCUCAAGUCUCCGCCCCCCUCAACAGACCCUUCCCCUCCUGUCGUGCCCCAGGACACGCCCACCACACCGGUCACACCCCCCCCAACAGAAGACCCUGCCCCUUCCACAACAAGCCCCGCCCCUUCAGCAGAAACGGUGCCCCCGGUGGCAGAGACUGGAUCAGUGUAA